AUGACUGAUAUUCCUUAUUGGCUUAUUAGAGCUCAUAGAGAUAAUUUAUUUGCCUUGCAGAACUGCAUAAACAAUCCUAGUCCAGCCGAAAAUGAGUUAGCUAUUGAAAUGUACAAGACUUUGCUUUCUCAUGACUCUGGAUUUAGUGACUUUAAAUACAUCAUUCUUAAUGAAUGGUGGGUCAAUCCCAAUAAGCCCUGGCUUGGUAAGGGAGAUCUUGCAUUCACAAACGGAAAAAACAUAUUAGUUGUUGAAGUCAAGCGAAUUAAAGGCUCUACUAAAUAGCUAAAGUUGUAAAAACUAACUAAGGUAAUAAGAUAAGCAAGAUACUAUGCAUUGAUGAUUAAGAAAUUCCGUGAUAGAUAGAGAUUUCCUAUUCCUGAAUACAAUUAAUAUUUUUGCAAAUCAAAAAUUCAUGCAGCGUUUUACACUAACUUAGACAAAAAUAUUAUUUUAGUUAAACACCCCAAAAGAAUUAGUUCAAGCAAUAAAAAAAGAUUAAUAGAUCUUCCUAAAAAUUUAACCACUUAGGAAGUAAUAAACACAAAUAAAUUAAAUGUAGAGUUAGUUGAAGACCAAACUCCAAUUCAUUAAAAAAUUUUUUCCUCUUAAGUUAAAAUUGAAGAAAACCAAACACAGCAAAAACAAAAUAUUUAACUAAUUAAAGAAAAUAAUAAUUAAUAACAAUUAUUUUUAGUUAAAUAACCUAAUUAUAAAAUAAUAGAAGAAUCUAAAGAUAAUGAGAUUAUCUUUAUAGAUCAUAAAAUUAAUCUAUAAAAUACUCCUUAAAAUAAAAUAAAAUCAAGUAACAGUGCUUUGAAAAAAUUUGAUGAUGUUAUUACAAUAAAGACGGACUCAAAAAAUAGGAAAUUUUUAGUUGACUCGAUAGAAUGGGAUCAAAAGGAACGAAUUGAAAUAUCUUCAGAUGAAAAUGUUGACCCUAAAAAAUAGGUCAUAAUUGAUCAAGCAAUAAAACCAUAUUUUAAAAAUAGUACUACGGCUAACUAGAACUCUCUUAAAAACGAUAUUAUUUUCUUAAAUGAAAUUAAACCUUACAAAAAAUAAUCUCCUGAUUUAAUUUUAUUGAAUUCUAUUUAGAAUAAAAUAUAGAUACCAAUACAAUCUGAAUCUCCUAAGAUUAUUCCCUUUAACAUGUCUUUAGCUCUCUCAAAAAAUUUUGAUAUAAAUUGCUCUUUAAAUUAGUUGAGUGUUCCUCAAUAAUAAAAAGAAGUGGUUGAAGAUGAUUAUUGUGAUGUUUCUCUUUGCAGUUUUAUCGAUAUAGCCAGUUUUGAUUUAGAUAAUUCUUAUUUAUAAGUAAAGAAUAAUAAUCAUAUAAAUAAUAACUAUAAUAGGUAAAGUAGCAUCUUAUUAGGUCCAUAUAAUAAUAAUUAGUAGCUUUAUCAACCUUUGAAAGAUAUAGUUCAGCAAAAACUUUUAGAGUUUAACGAUAGCACAUAAAUAAAUAAUAAUUUAAAUGAAAAUAAUAAAGGCCUUAGCCAGCUAGAAAAAAUUAUAAUUGAGCAAAAUGAUAUUUUGGUUGAAAUAAAUGAUUCAAAUAAAGAGAGUAAACAAAAAUGUGGUAAAUCUCCUUUAAAAUAAAAAGAUGAUGAUUUGUAAAUGUUAAAGAAUAACUUUAAUACUGAAUAGAUUAUAAAUAAUUAAGAUUAAGUGAUUAUAUCCCAAUAAUGCUAAGAGAAAAAUACAGAAAGUGUGAUUCAAAUAGAUGCUUUAAAAGAAGAUUGUACUGAAUAAAAUAAUAACAUAAAUAAUUAAAACAAUAAGGAUGAAUAAAAAGAUUAAAUUGAAAAUACCAACUUAAUUAGACAUAGUGAAGAAAAUUAAUAGAUUUAAAUUUAAAGUAGUUAAAUUAAUUUAAAUGAUUAACAGACACAUGAAUACUAAAAUGAUUCUUUUUAUGAAUUUAUGCUAUAAUAAAUUUUAAUCUAAGAAUAAAUACAAGAAAUAUAUAACGAAAAAGAAGUUUUAUAUGAUGAUAAAAAUAUAGAAUUUGAUUAAAUUGAUGAAUAAAUGUUGGGUUUUCCUAAAAUAUACAAAAAUUUGUUUUAGAAAAAUACUAAAGAAAAUUUUCCUAGAGUAGAUAAGAUAUUGUAAGUAAAUUAAUUAAAUGCUUAAAAUAUGUAACAAAUGGAUAUAUUAAGCGAAUAAGAAAUAUAAUCUGAUUUCUGUAACAUUUAAAAUUAGGAGAAAAAGAAAAAGAAAAAAAUAAUCAAGAUUAACAAAAAUUAAUUUUAAGAUAAUAUUGAUGAAAAAAAUUUUAAUUUGAAUUGCAUUCAAGAUAAAAUAAUAGAAUUAAGCUAAAAAUCUUUUAAAAUUAUUAAAAAAUUUGAUAUAUCAAAAGAUUAAAGCGCAUCUUGUUACUAAUAACAAAUUAUUCCUGAAUAAGAACUAAGAAAUAACAACAACAAUUAUAAUUAUUUAGGAUAGUUUAAGCUUGAAAAGAAUUAAGAUAUUAUUUAAAAAAGUCCUUCACCUAAAAUCACCUAAAGAAUUUAAAAUAAAAUGACUAAAAAAAUAAAAAUUGUUAAAUCGGAUGAAAUAUUUAAAGGUAAAAAGAUAAAUAUUGUGUAUAAAUAACCGUGCAGAGAAAAAAAAUAGUAAUUUAUUGAAAGCAUGUGA
This is a messenger RNA of Tetrahymena thermophila SB210, 2637 nucleotides long. RefSeq lists its product as hypothetical. The record is from RefSeq and is a predicted model, not a curated record. Lineage: Eukaryota; Ciliophora; Oligohymenophorea; Hymenostomatida; Tetrahymenidae. The transcript has a single exon.